GGGGGGUUGAAGGACUAAAACACGAAAGGCAUGGAAUCUCGGUGGGUGCAGCAAGCAGACUAAGAAAGCGGGAAAGGAGACAUUGCGAGAUGGCCCGACGAAUGACGUUCUGGGAGGAUAGACCUCGUGGGAUCCUGCCACCAAGAAUAUCAGAAGGCAGGGUCGAAAUAAGCCUGCCGGCAAGAAGUACGGUAGGCAAUCCGGUGAUGGACUGGGUGGGGGUAGAGUUGGUGGAAGAUACGGUGUACCUAGUAGUGGAGCUGGAAUGGCGUGCGAGAGGGGAGUUCAAGGGCGUAGACUUGAAUCGCCCGGGGCGUGUACAUGCGACGGGAUCCUUACACCUGUCGGAAGAGGGAUGGCGAACCUUUGGGAUUGCUUUGGCUUCCAGGGAUGAUCCCGUGCGAAUGUUCGAAGAGGCAUGGCAAAUAACCUGGCGGGAGGGGUUUGAGUUUGCAGACCCGGGACGAGAUGACGUAACGGCGGAGGUAAACGUAGCCGCGGCAGGGGUCUUUGAGCUACCAAAACUAGGCAAAAUGGCAACGGAGGAGGAGACAGAUAAUCAUAAGAGUGAAGGAGAACCGGGCUUAGGAGGCAGUGCCGCACAAAGCGAAGGGGAGCAGAAGGACAGAGAAUCGAUAAAUCCGGAUGGUACCAAAGGGAACCGGAAGGAGAUCUCCACAGGGGAAAGCUCGGGGAAAGCUGGGGGAAGCAGGCAGGGGACUCAGGGGACCAAGGAAGGCAGGAAUAAGGAUAGGACAAGCCCCGGGAACUCGGAAGGAGCCGUGUCUAAGAAAAAAUUGACCGAAGAGGAGAAGAUUGACCACCUGAGACAGCUUGUGUCUUUGAGCCUAGGACAAGACAUAAUGGCCAUCGUAGCUGCAAGCCGGUCUUGGAAAGAAACCCGGGAUGUGAUGAUGAGAAAGUAUCUGGCAGCCGAAAAGAUGGCAACGGAGGCCGAUUUAGCAGCAGUCCAGAGAAAGAACUUCGCAACGUACAAUGACUUCCUACGGGAGUUUACCUUGGUAGCACUAAGAAUCCCCGGGGUUACGGAUCGAAUAAUCAGUAAGUAUUUCCUCAGACAGUUCUCUGAGUUCGACAAGGACAAGAUCCUGUCGGCUUACCAACAGACGAGCAAAUUUGUAAACACCAGGGACGUUGAUUUCAGUACGGUAACGGAUCUGGCUGAAAAGACGGUAGUGAUCGAGACAUUGACCUUGCUUAAGGAAGGGGGGAUUAUAGACUUAACCAGUAGGACGGACGACAAGGUGAAAAAGGGGAUUGAAAGCCUACACGAACGGUUGCACGGAGUCGACAACAAGACUGAAAGGAUGGAGAGCGCGCUACUAGUUAUGCAGGCGCAAGUAUCCCGUCCCCCCCUCCUGCCCCAAGAAGCAGUAGUUCCGCCAGGGGUGGCCAAUCGUGGAUUCGGACGGAGAGAUCCCGCUAACGAGCAAUGCAAGUACUGUACUGCGAUAGGAUAUUAUGUGCGCGCGUGCCCAAAACUCAACCAUGAUAUUCUAAAAAGAAGGUGUACCAGGUCAUUAAAGGGGGAGCUAUUUGGACCACAAGGGGAACGGGUGAACUGGAACUCACCAGGAGGGAUGCGGCGAGCCAUUAUCAUGCUCAACGGGCUAGAAAUAACAGCCAUAGAAGCCGAACCGGUUGGCGAGAUCAUCUGGGAUCAACGCCAGGGGCGCGGGCCGCAGGUCAAUUUUAUUUUGGAAAAGGACGGACGUGAUAGGGUGAACGCGACUACUCGGCUAGGGACGGCUAGGAGAAGGAUUAACCGUGACACUGUGAUUGAGGAGGUUGCUGGAAGUUCGAAACCCCAGGCAGAGCCUGAGGCCGAGGAACCGGAAAAGGUCUAUGGGAAACCUAGGGAAGAGGAGCCUACUGACAAAGUUACUGCUGCCAAUAAGAAGUUUAGGUACCAAAUCCCGAUCUUAUCCUUGCUAGAAAUUGACGACACCAUUAGCAAGUUACUAGGAACCAUGGUGUCGAUGUCUUUUCAGACUAUGCUGCAGGCUAGCCCUAGGUUGCUCAAAGGGCUUAGACAAUUGUUGACCCGGCGCCGAAUAGAAAUAGGCGACAACCCCGAAUUACCAGAAGGGGAGAGGGAGGAGGAAGUUCCGCAAGAAGUGGCUAACCUGCAGAGGAGUCGCGGGGACUUGGAGGAUCUCGAGAAGGCCUUUGCAGACAUUCGUUUGAGCUUGCCCGACCGAGAGGGCGGCGAAGUCAUGAGAUCGCCACCCGGGACGAGGCUUAGCUUUCAUGCGCUACCCGUAGGGAAAUUGAAAAUUCAGAUCGGGAGUCAUCACACCGACGCAUUAGUAGACGGGGGAGCAGAAAUCACUCUCAUAAGGAGAGAUUUCGCAACAAUCACGGGAUGUACGGUAAACAAGGAAGUAACAGGGAGCAUCCAGGGAGCUGGCGGGGAAAUCCCGUGCGCUGGGUGCAUCACGAAGUGUGCUGUAAAGGCAGGGGUCAAGGAAUCGAUCUGGUCGUUUCAGCGGAUGACUGUAAUGGAGGAAAUGGACCACGAUAUAAUCCUCAAGAGACCAUGGUGCACGAACGUAGAGAUGAUAAGCAUGCACUUGCACGAUGGCUCGUACAUGGUAGACAUAGAGCACCCUGUGACCGGCCGGGGAGAGCUCCUCCGACUCCUUGGAAGGGGAGGAGACCCCCCGAGGGGGAAAUUGGCAACAUGGUCGCCGUCAUUCGAGGAUAGCACGAGAAAAGGGGCUUUCGCACGGAUGGAGGGUAUGAGAGAAAGGGUAGAAAUCAUGAUUGAGGAAGCGUUCAACAAGAAGGAGUGGAUCAAGAUGGGCCUGCCCCAGAAGAAGAGGAGGCAGGAGGACGAAGUCCUAGGUGUUAUGGUAGUAGAAAAAGUGUCAGAGGUCGAACUUGGUGCUAGUCUGCCCAAACGGAAAAAAGUGCGCCUAGACAUGCCGGAAAUCGCACUCGAGAUCCCCGAUCUAUUGCAACUCAUCAAGGCCCUCAGAUACCACAAGGUAGGGGUGGAUUCGACAGCCUUGGCCAAGUUCGAAAGAGAGGUGCAAAAGGGAUAUUGCCUGAAUGGGAAAUUAGUAUUCAACCACGAGUUUAGAGGCGACGGGGGCAAUUCCGGCUGUUCAUUUUUUAGGAGAAAGAUCCCGGAAGGAAGUGUUCGAAAGUACAAGCCGGCAGGGAAGAAAGCAAAACCGGUCUCGAUCCUGCUAGAGACAUCAAAGGAAGAGGCUAUGGAGAAGGAGGAAGAGGUCCUUCGAGUGAUCCGAGAAAGAAGGGCGACGAAGGGACAUCGGAUACCAGAUGAGGUAGCGGACACAAUGAAGAUAGGAAUAGACGAGUUUUUAACGGAAGAAGAAAACCGCCUGAUCAAAAGGACCUGCCAGGAAUUUCAUCUGGCGUUUACCUUUAGUGAUCACCAGAAGGGACGACUGGAUGCGAAGUUGAUCCCUCCGGUCGGAAUCCACACUGUAGAACAUGAGUGUUGGAAUGACAAGGGGUCAUCCUAUGAAUUUGGGAUAGCGGGAGAGGUAACGGGCCUCCUCCGAGCGAAGAUGAACUCCUUCGUUGCGGAGCCUACGACAUCGCCAUACGCAAAUCGGUGGUUCGUCUUUCGAAAGCCUAACAAGACACUAAGGUGGAUUCAGGACCUGCAGAAGUAUAAUGCGGUAACCAUCCGGGAUGUUUACUCGCUACCUCUGGCUGACUUAUUAGCAGAAUUGCAUGCCGGUCGGAGCAUUUACUCCUUGAUAGAUCUGUACUCAGGGUACGACCAGCUUCUACUGGAUGUUCGGGACAGGCCAUACACCGCUAUGCACACCCCCGUGGGCCAGCUACAGAUGCAGGUGACACCUAUGGGAUUCACAAACGCGGUGGCCGAAGCGCAACGCAGGAUGCUCGCCGUGGCCGGGCACAUGCUCCCAGAAAAAUGUGAACCUUACAAUCCGAUCAAAGGCGCGCAGGAAAAGGAUGAGACGGAAGUCCAGCCAGGGAUCCGACGUUUUGUGUGGGACCACCUGCAGGACAUCAAGGACUUACUCCGCCGGUUCCUAGUAUACAAUAUUACGGCUAGUGGACCAAAGAGUAUCCUAGCAGUACCGGAGGUGAUUAUACUAGGAUUUCGUUGCGGUGCUUACGGCAGGAAGCCGGAUCCAGCAAAGACCGACAAGAUAUCACAGUGGUCGACGCCACUACGCACGACGACGGAGGUAAGGGCAUUCCUAGGCGUGGUCGGCUUUUGGAGGAUCUUUAUUAAGAACUUUGCCAAGAUCGCUGAGCCUAUCCGGGCUAUGAUCAGGGAAGAAGAAACCAUGGAUUGGACGAAGGAGCGGGAAGGAGUUAUCCAAAGACUCAAGGACAUAUUGACAUCUGAGACAGUCGCUCUGUCCACGCCUUGUUUUAAUGACGAAGUGGGACGACCCUUCAUCCUAGAGACGGAUGGAGGACCUUUGGUCGUAGGAGGUGUGUUGAUCCAAAGGGAUGAAGGAGGAAAAGAGAGGCCGAUUAGGUUCGAAAGUAGAACCUUGAACUCCGCAGAACGGCGGUACUCACAAUUCAAGAAGGAAGUCCUAGCCAUCCUGCAUUGCCUUAAGACCUUUCAGGCCUACAUAUUUGGGAGGCGGUUCAUUUUAAGGAUCCACCCGACGAAUGUUGCAGGGCCCUAAAGAAUUACAGGCCUAUAGAUCCGACGGUAGGGAGAUGGGUAGGAUUCAUCUGGCAGUUCGAUUACAAGAUCGAACGGAUUGCUGGAAUCC
This is a messenger RNA of Chara braunii, 4760 nucleotides long. The record is from the annotation of a GenBank genome assembly. Lineage: Eukaryota; Viridiplantae; Streptophyta; Charophyceae; Charales; Characeae.